AUGGCCGUUUCUGUUACGAGAAGUGUUGUUUUUGCAGUGCUUGUUACAGUGUUGUUCGCCACUGCGAUUUCUGCUACAGAGAGCGAUGAAAAAAGCACUCAGCUGAAGAGCUUGAGAAACUUAACAAUGGCGGAAAGAUCACGACAAUAUAAACAUGAACACGCAGCAGCAGCAGUAGAUGAUCCAGAAGCUGUAGCUACCAUGGUCGAUAUGGCCAUCCGCAACAGCAGCAGCAGUCGUCGCAAUCUGGGAUUCUUCUCUUGCGGGACAGGGAACCCUAUCGACGACUGUUGGCGGUGCGACCGCAACUGGAUGCGCAACCGCCGUCGCCUGGCUGACUGCGCCAUCGGCUUCGGACGCAACGCCGUCGGUGGGCGCGACGGGCGCUACUACGUGGUGACGGACCCUGGCGACGAUGACCCCGUGAAUCCCCGGCCGGGCACCCUCCGCCAUGCUGUCAUCCAGGACCAACCCUUGUGGAUUGUCUUCAAACGAGACAUGGUCAUCACCCUCAAGCAAGAGCUCAUCAUGAACAGCUUCAAGACCAUCGAUGCACGUGGGGCCAACGUCCACAUUGCCAAUGGGGCGUGUAUCACCAUCCAGUUUGUCACCAACAUCAUCAUCCACGGCCUUCAUAUCCACGACUGCAAGCCCACAGGGAAUGCUAUGGUGCGCAGCUCCCCGAGCCACUAUGGCUGGAGGACUAUUGCUGAUGGGGACGGGAUAUCCAUAUUCGGGUCGACUCAUAUUUGGAUCGAUCAUAAUUCCUUGUCCAGCUGCGCGGAUGGGCUCAUCGAUGCCAUCAUGGGCUCCACAGCAAUCACCAUUUCCAAUAAUUAUUUCACUCAUCACAAUGAGGUUAUGUUAUUGGGGCACAGCGACUCGUACACCAGGGACAAGGUUAUGCAGGUCACCAUUGCCUACAACCAUUUUGGAGAGGGCCUCAUCCAAAGAAUGCCGAGGUGCAGGCAUGGAUACUUCCAUGUGGUGAACAAUGACUACACACAUUGGGAGAUGUAUGCUAUUGGUGGUAGUGCUAACCCGACCAUCAACAGCCAGGGAAACAGAUAUCUAGCUCCAGUCAACCCUUUUGCUAAGGAGGUAACCCACAGAGUGAUAGGUCCCGGUGACAACUGGAGGCACUGGAAUUGGAGAUCGGAGGGUGAUCUCUUGCUGAACGGGGCAUAUUUCACCCGCUCGGGCCGUGGGGCUGCCGCUAGCUACGCCAGGGCCUCCAGCCUGGCCGCAAAAUCGUCUUCCUUGGUGGGCCCACUCACUUCCACUGCUGGUGCUUUGAGUUGUCGCAGGGGAAUCCCCUGCUGA
This is a messenger RNA of Striga hermonthica, 1323 nucleotides long. Lineage: Eukaryota; Viridiplantae; Streptophyta; Magnoliopsida; Lamiales; Orobanchaceae. The record is from the annotation of a GenBank genome assembly.